Diutina rugosa is the source of this 651-nucleotide messenger RNA. It is a transcript of the gene GST3, whose product is annotated as Gst3p. Bases 1 to 651 code for a protein of 216 amino acids. Lineage: Eukaryota; Fungi; Ascomycota; Pichiomycetes; Serinales; Debaryomycetaceae. The transcript has a single exon. The record is from RefSeq and is a predicted model, not a curated record.
AUGACCCAGCCCGUCACCCUCUAUGCCUUCCCCACUCCCAACGGGGUCAAAGUGAGCACGUUGCUCGAGGCGCUCGAAGUGCCGUACAAGUACCAGAGAGUGAGCAUUUUCGGCGAGGUGAAAUCAGACUGGUUCGUCAAGUUGAACCCCAACGGCCGCAUCCCCACGCUUGUCGACCCCAACACCAACACCACCAUCAGUCAGACGGCGGCCAUUGACUACUACUUGGCCGACACUUACGACAAGGAACGCAAAUGGAGUUACGCCCCGGGCACCCCCGAAUGGUACCAGCAAUUGGAAAUCGUCAUGUUCCUGAUGGGUGAACAGGGCCCCAUUCAAGGACAGGCGAACCAUUUUGUCAUCUAUGCUCCUGAGAAAGUGGAGUACGCGAUCAAGCGUUACACCACCGAUAUCAAGCGCAUUUACGGCGUGCUUGACGAGUACUUGAAGCGCAAUAGUGCCAAUGGCCCUUACUUUGUGGGCACGCACUACUCGAUCGCCGAUUUCGUCGUGUUUGGCUGGGCCAACCGGUUGGACGCGUUGGGAAUCGAACUCGCGCAGUGGCCCCACGUCCAGGCGUGGUACGAAAAGUUUAAGCAGCUCGCACCCAUCCAAAAGGGGAUCGCCGCCUUGGAUGAAGAGACCAAAUAG